Messenger RNA from Exophiala bonariae, 873 nucleotides. RefSeq lists its product as uncharacterized. Gene Ontology annotation, cellular component: endoplasmic reticulum; lipid droplet. Bases 1 to 873 code for a protein of 290 amino acids. The transcript has a single exon. Gene Ontology annotation, molecular function: acylglycerone-phosphate reductase (NADP+) activity; triacylglycerol lipase activity. The record is from RefSeq and is a predicted model, not a curated record. Gene Ontology annotation, biological process: phosphatidic acid biosynthetic process; triglyceride catabolic process. Lineage: Eukaryota; Fungi; Ascomycota; Eurotiomycetes; Chaetothyriales; Herpotrichiellaceae.
AUGGCGAACAACGACCCAAAAUCCCCAGUACCUCAAAAACGGACGGUCCUUAUCACGGGCUGCUCAGAUGGUGGUUUGGGUGCUGCCCUUGCAAUUGCUCUACACGAAGCCGGGCUGCAUGUCUAUGCUACGGCACGGAACCCCUCUAAACUUUCUCAGGUGCAAGCUUGCGGGAUCGAAACCAUGACAUUAGAUGUUCUAUCACAGGAGUCGAUCUCUGCCGCGGUUGCGAAAGUCCCUCAACUCGAUAUCUUGGUCAACAAUGCCGGUGCUCUCUACAGCAUGCCUAUAUCCGACAUGUCAAUACCGAAAGCUAAGGAGCUCUUCGAUCUGAACGUCUGGUCGUAUCUGACUAUGACACAAGCAUUCCUACCGCUGUUGCGACAGUCCAAGGGCAUUGUUGUCAAUCAAACCUCUUCUGCGGGUCUGUUCGCCAUUGCCUUCCAGUCGGCGUACAACGCCUCGAAAGCCGCCAUGAUCAUGUUCUCGGACUGUAUGAGACAGGAGCUCGCCCCCUUCGGUAUCCGAGUGGUGGAUCUGAAAACAUCCAAUGCUGCCACAAACAACUUCAACAACCAGUCCCAUAGUCCGGGCUCUAAGCUACCACCCGACUCCUUGUAUUCAAUUGCAAGAGACACCGUUGAGAAAACCAUGCGUGGAGAGGGGUUUCCAAUGGAGGUGACUGCCGAGCAGUGGGCGAAACAAGUGGCGCAGGAUCUACUGAAGAAAGAGAACCCGCCAGCCAAUAUCUGGAGAGGGACAAAGGGCUGGGUUGCAUGGUUGACAAGUAUCCGACCUUUCGCACUUCCACUGAGUGUGUUGAAGAAAAUGACUGGACUGGACGUGGUGGAGCAGGCGGUGCGUAAACAUUGA